Molecule: messenger RNA, 2741 nt
Organism: Paramecium pentaurelia
Lineage: Eukaryota; Ciliophora; Oligohymenophorea; Peniculida; Parameciidae
Source: the annotation of a GenBank genome assembly
AUGGAACCAGAUCCAAAAUUAUUGUCUCUAUUAGAGAAGGUUAAUAAUCCAAUAGAAUUGUUUAAAAUACAUAUAACUGUGAAAGUAAAGUGGCAAUAAAAUAAUUAUUAAAGGGAGUGUAUGGAUUUACAGAAGAUUGGAAAUUAACAGAUGAAACGAAUCCAGGAAUAUUUGCAAAUGUUGUUCGUUAUUAAGGGGAAGAUUUAUUUGGCAAGAUCAAGGGUCGAGAAUUGACAGAGAAAGAGAAAUUUGAAGAGUAUUAGAAAAAUAGUAAAAAGAAUAAAAAAGACACUAAGAGUCCAGAGGAAGAAGAAUAAAUGAAGAAAGUAUUGGCAUUAGAAGAAGAAGAAGAAUUGAAAAAAUAAUAACAUUUGGGGACUCUUUAAGAAUAGGAUAAAUUAUAUUUUAUAUCAGAAGACAAAUUCAAAACUACUAGCAUCUAAUAUGAAGAAACACAUACUAUUGAAAUAAAAAAUGUACGUUAAUUAGAAGAAGAAAUUCUUGAUAAUAGAAAUUUUAUUUAUUUUAUUAGAUAACCUGCUAUUACAGAAGAAGAAUUAGCUAAAUUGAAGAAAGGAAAGACUAAAAAUUUAAAUAAUGCUGAAUUAACUUAAAUAAUAUUUAAGGGUGUUUUUGAUUUAUCAGAUUUAUUAGAACCAGGAUGUACACAUACAAUUGUUAGAUCAUUUUUAAAAUAAGAAGAUAAUGCAGAUUGUCCUAAAUAUAAUUGUGAUAAGAUGUAUAUUAAAGUAGAAAUAGAGACAGAACCUGCAUUAACUCCUUUAAUUGAAGAUAUUGCAGUUUUGAAUAUUGAACCUGUUAUUGUUUAAAGAAUACCAAGUAAAUUUGAGUGUGUUGGAUAAUUUCAAAGUAUUACUUAUUCAUAAUUAUAGGUGAUAUAAAAGAAGCUAUGAAAGCAUUAGAUGAAGAAUAUUCUAAACUAUACCCAAGUGAUUAAAAGGCUAAAGUUAGUGUGAAUUUGACAAUUUAAAAAAGAUAAGAAUUAUAAAAGAAGAAAGAAUCCUUUCUUAAUGAAAUUAAUUAAUCAGGAAAAUACAAAAUUCUUUAAGAUAGAUUGAGAUCAUCUAUUAUUAGAGUUUGUAUUGAUAAAUUUGCUAAGGAAGGAUUAUUUGUAGGAGUUAAUAAGGAUGAAUAAGACAGACUAUUUGCAGAAUUAUAUGUUUUUAUGAUGGAAGAAAUGUAAACUACUCUUGGUGAAUAUGUAUUAAAUAAUAAAGAAGAUAUUCAUGAAGAUUUAUAUUCAACAUAUGAUUAAAAUCAAAGAGAUAGAGAUGUUGUGUUUCAAUCUUUGAAAGAAUAAGCAUUUAAGAAAUUUAAGAGAUUUGCUGAAUAAUAUGAAACAAUUAAUUAAGUUGAUUAAGCAUUAAAAUAUUAUACUAAUAUGGUAUUGAUGGAUCCUAAAUCAGCAACUAUUUUUGCUAAAUAUUGUUUUAAAAUUUAAAGAUUUAAAGCAGCUGAAUAAUUAAUCUAAAUGGUUAGAGAUAUAGAAUGGAAUAAAGAAAAUGAAUUAUUGAUGGCUUGUCUUUAUAUCAGAAGAGAAAGAUACAAAGAAGCUACUAAUAUUGUUUAAGCUUUACUUUAAAAGGAACCUAUUAAUACAUUAUUUAAUUUACUUAUGUCAUUCAUAUAUAAACAGGAAGGAAAUUAAAAUAUGGCAGACAAAUAUUUGAGAUGUACUUAAAGAAUAUUUAUGAGAACCAUGGGUUUAUUAACGAAAGGGUAUUAUUUUCUAUAUUUACUUAAGAUUUCCAAAAUAAUAACCAGAUCCUCAUGUUUUACCUAAUUUCAAAUAACAAAUGAUUGAAUAAUAAGAAAAAGCCAAAAAGGCUCCUGUGUUAACUCCAGAAUAGACAGAUCAAAUACAAUUAGAAUUAAUAGAGUAUUUUGCAUCUCGAAGUCUAUUUGAUUUAGCUGAAAAAGCUCUUAUCAAUGUUAAAGAUAAAACAACAUAAAAGAUAAAUAUCAUAAAGGCAUAGAUUCAUAUUUUCAAUGAAAAUUAUACAGAAGCUUUUAUUUUAAUUUAAAAGAUCUUAAAUUAAAAUCCAAAAAAUUAUGAAGUCUAUUUAAUAAAAGGUGCUUUAUGUUAUUAAACUGAUCAGUUUUAUGAAGCAGAGGAAACCUUUUUAAAAGCUUUAUCUAUUCAACAAAAGAAAUCCUUUGAUAUUUUAUUAAGAUUGGGGUAUUUAUAUUUGAAACGUAAGUCUUGGCAUGAUGCUAGAGCUAUUUUUGAAAGAGCUUUAGAUUAAUAAGUUCCUUCAAAUAGUUCUUUAACAUGGUUGGGACUUGGAAUUUCAAAUUUAAGAUUAAAUGAUCCUAUAGCUGAAGAAUGUCUUUGUUAAGCAAGCAUACAUGAACCAUUUAAUGGUGAAGUUUGGGGAUAUUAAGCACUAAAUUGUUUAUAAUAAAAAAGAGGAUAAUAGGCUAAAUAAUGCUUAUAAAGAAUGGAAUAAACAGAAGUAAAUGAUUUAGAUUUAUUAAUUGAAUUGGCAGAAGAAAUGUAUAAUUGUUAAGAUUUUGAAAAUUGCAGAUAAAUAUUGAUGAGAGUCUAUAACUCAAAAGUUAAGAUACCUAAUAUGGGUUAACUAUUAAAGAAUUUGGGAUAAGUCCAUGCAGAAUUAGGAAGAAAACAAGAAGCUAAAUAAUAUUAUUAGGAAUCAUUACUAUAUUUAGAAAGUAGUAAUGAAAUAGAGAAAGUAAAUAAAGAAAUAAAAUUUUUAUGA